This is a messenger RNA of Anthostomella pinea, 1542 nucleotides long. Lineage: Eukaryota; Fungi; Ascomycota; Sordariomycetes; Xylariales; Xylariaceae. The record is from the annotation of a GenBank genome assembly.
AUGGAUCGAGGGGAUGAAGGUCCCUACGACAGGGUAAAGCUCGAAGCAUCGACGGGAGACAUCACAGCGCAAGAUGGACAUGCGUCUUCUCCAGGAAACUCCAGCGUCAGUCCAUCACAGCCGGGACAGCACCGCUCCCGAGCGGACGCCACAUCUUCAGAUUCAGAUGGCCAUGACCUCCGCGGCUACUUUGAGACCGCGCAAUGGACCGCAGACGGGACAACCCUCCUAACAUACUCAUCCACCAACCUAAUAAGCGGCUACAUUGUGCCGUCGGACCUCCUAUCCCCCAAACCCACAACGCUCCCCCUGCGCCCCCAAUCCCUUAUCCAGCUGUCCGAGCCGAGCAACGUGCUCGCCGGCGCGCCAUACUUCGACCUCGCGACCCCAUGGACGAACCAGCUCCUCUUAUCUUCCAAAGACCACCCGAUCCAGCUCUUCUACCUGACUCCAACUUCAACAUCAACAUCACCCUCUCCCCCCCCAGCAUCCUCCUACCCCCUAACUAAAGCGCGCGCCGAGACCUUCCUCUCCGCCACGUCCCUCAUCUGGCCGUCGCCCGGCACGCACUUCAUAGCCGGCACCUCCAACCUGCUAGCCAAGUUCGACGUGUCGCGCCAGGGCGCCGAGCCCGUCCUGCGCAUCAAGACCAUCCCGUCCGAGCGGCACCUGUCCAAGGGCUCGGGCGUCGGCAUGCGCGGGACCGUGUCGGCGCUGGGCGCGCAGCCCGCCGACGCCACCACCGGCGCCAGCCUGGUCGCCGCCGGCACGUGGACGCGCUGGGUCGGGCUUUACGACUUUGCGCAGGCCGGCGUGUGCGUCGCUACGUGGAGUAUCGCGGCUGCGGCGCGGGAGAUGGCGGCCAGCAGCACCACCACAUCAGACCCAAACCCAAACCCAGCCUCCAUCUCAAAUUCAAACUCAAGCUUGAACAUGGAUCCAGGCGCUGGCGGCGACGGCAUAACCCAGACCAUCUGGAGCCCCUGCGGCCGCUACCUCCUCAUCAACGAGCGCAAGUCCCGCGGCAUCCUCGUGUACGACGUGCGCGUGACCGGCAAGCUGCUCGGCUACCUAUCCCAACGCGACACCCUCACCAACAACAACAACCAGCGGAUCAACUGCGACGUCUUCCCUGCCCAAAACGGGUUCGAGGUGUGGUCCGGCACGACGGAUGGGACCGUCAAGGUCUGGGAGGGCGUCGGCGGCCGCGAGGGCCCGCACGAGCCGGCUUGGGCUUGGGAUGCGCAUGCUUCGACCGUGGGGAGCACGUGUGUGCAUUCGAGCGGGACGGUGGUGGCGACGUGCUCUGGGGCCUGGGAGUUUCCUGAUGAAGAGGAGGAUGGUCGGGCUGGGAGCGAGAGUAGCUCUGAUCCGGGCAGUGAGGAUAGCGAGUAUAGUGACGAUAGUGAGAGCUCCAUAGAAGAGAUUCCCUGGAUGCGAAGGCGGAACAAGGAAAGCAGUCUAAAGAUAUGGAGUAUCGCGGAUGGUCAAAACGGCGACAGGGCAGGAGAGCGGGAAGGGGAUAGGGUCCCUUUGGAGUAG